UCUAGUUGGCUUGGGUGUUGUGUAUUAUAUAGUUUAUAAAAAUGUCUGAUGAAGUAAGUGUAAUAGUUGAUGCAGGGUCAAAAAGUAUCAAAGUAGGAUUUGCCGGAGAAUCGUUCCCAAGAAACGUAAUACCCACUGUAGUUGGAAGAUUUCGCAGAGAAGGCCUAACUGAUGGAGUACCAGACAUAUAUUUUGGUGGAGAAGCGAUUAAAAAGAAAGGAAUUUCAAAUCUGUCCUGGCCUAUAGAAGGAGGGAUGGUACAAGAUUGGGAUGAGAUGGAGAAGUUAUGGCACCACGUCUUCUACCGGGAACUGUUGGUGGCACCAGAAUUUUCUCCAACUCUCAUAUCACUACAUCCCUUGACUAAGCUAAGAGAUAAAGAAAAAUUGGCCGAGAUACUCUUUGAGUCAUUUCUGAUACAAGAUUUGUACUUAGCUAUAUCUCCUGCACUUGUUCUUCACGCUAGCGGCAGAACUACAGGAGUAGUGUGGGAAAACGGCUAUUCCUGUAAUUACACCGCUCCAGUAUUUGAAGGAUUUCCACUUAAGCACGCAACAAUUUGCUCGGAAUUAAAUGGGAAACUACUAACAGAAAGACUCCAAUAUUUACUUAAGCAAGUUGGGUAUAGUUUCACUACGUCUUGUGAGAUUGAAUCGGUGGAUAAACUCAAGGUAUAAACAUUGAGGAAAAUCAACAAAUUUUAGUACACGUUUCGGACACAAUUAGAUUUGGCUGGGUUGGUACUUUCUUAUUUAAAUCAUCUCCGUGGCUCGCAAACCCAGUAAGCUGCCUCGUUCACUAUGGAUUGACGGUACUCGAAACACAUACAUUCACUCGAAAGCUUUAUGCACUAGCAAAUGUGCAGACACACAUUUGCGUCUUUUUCUCGAAGCAAUCAAACAAGAGUUUAGCUAGUCUAAUUGGUGAGUUCGCAAUUUCUAAUCGCGGCUGAGUUCGACUAUUUAACCCAUUCAAUCCCUAGUAGCACCAAGAGUUUUUAAAAUAUCUACUCAAUAACAGUUCGAUGUAAAAGAAACAAAAAUAAUAUUAAUAUGAAACGAAAGAAAUAACUCAAAUGAAAAUAUAUAGUUUUGUAUGAAUUUGACGUAGGAUGUAGCUCUCAAUCGGUUUUUAAUAUUUAAUUUUCUCAUGUCAACAACACAACAAACAAAACAAAUAUUUUUUUACUUAAUCAACUUUUUGUUAAAGUUUUAUUUAUAUAUAUAACAAAACUCGAGUAGUCCAUUCCUUAAGGCAAGUGAUUUUUUUUAUCAAGCUUGUUGUGUUUAUUUAAGGAUACGCUGGUCGUAGCAAGUUAUGCAAGCCAAGCCUACCUCCAAAAUCCAAAAACAAUUAAAUUUCGUUAUAUUGUAUUGUAAAUACCCAAUCAUACAUGCUUAAUUCAAGACUAAAUGAUGCGUAUACAAGACAGCCAGUACGUCUUUGCAACUCUAAUUGCGUUAUAUCUGUGAAGGCCAAGUAUUGCUAAUCACGUAACAUAUGUACAUAGAAACCUCUUCUUUGAUACAUAUCUAUUCUUUGCUGGGUUUUUAUAUUUAUUACAAUGAAAAA
Molecule: messenger RNA, 1572 nt
Organism: Pieris brassicae (large cabbage white)
Lineage: Eukaryota; Metazoa; Arthropoda; Insecta; Lepidoptera; Pieridae
Product: actin-like
Exons: 3
Coding region: 42-677 (211 amino acids)
Source: RefSeq, a predicted model, not a curated record